Ectocarpus sp. CCAP 1310/34 is the source of this 2146-nucleotide messenger RNA. The record is from the annotation of a GenBank genome assembly. NCBI's taxonomy places the organism in Eukaryota, Phaeophyceae, Ectocarpales, Ectocarpaceae.
UCUCAGUAGUGGGCGCCACACGUAUCAUGCUAGUCUGCGCGGACCAAGAAUUGUGUAAACUCCCGAACCGACCACUGGGAGAGGAAGAUGGGCACGAGUGUCGCCUUGGCUGUGGUGGCAGGCUUCAUGGGAUAUGUGGUGAACCAGAGGAGGAGGGCGGCCAAGAAAUACACCGCGUCUGCAACCCGUGCAUCGCCAAGAAGCAGAAGACACCCGGCUCCUCGAAACAGCCUAAGCGUGCCUCGCCCGAAUCCGAACUUGCCGGAGAUGGCGCCGCGGCGAAAAAGACCAAGCCAGCCGGGAAAGCAGCCGGGAAAGCGGGAAAAUCGACGCGCACGCGGCUCAACUUCGGCCAGCAGCUUGAGGUUCUCAAGCUCUUGGACGAGAAGACGACGUAUGCCGAGAUUGCCCGCCGCUACAGCAUCAGCACCAGCGCGAUUAGCUUGAUCAAGGGCAAGCGACAGCAGCUGGAGCAGGCAGCAGCAACCAACGCACGCAGUACAUCAUGCAAGAGCUCGCGAAGGGGAGAUUUUCCGGAGUUGGAGAAAGACGUCCUGGCCUUGAUAGAGGAAGCGCGGAGAGUGCCGCUGCCUAUCACGCGUGCCACGAUCGAGUCGUUCGGGAUCGCCGUCAGGGACAAGCUGGUGGCGGCGCCGUCAACUCCAGCGGACGCCAAAGAGAGGCUGCGGAUGUUUGGCGCCAGCGAGAAGUGGGUGCGCAAUUUGGUGAAUCGCCACAACUUGACGAGUUUUGUGCUGCACGGCGAGGCCGGUAGCCUCGAUGCCGAGGCCGCCGCCGAAGGCAUGGCGGCGAUCCGGCGGGCGUGCUCGAAGUACAAGGUGGAGAACAUCUUCAACGUGGACGAGACUGGCAUGUACUACAGACUGCUGCCGAAGCGCACGUACCUGUCAACAACGGAGAAGCGGAAGACGGCGAGGGGCACGAAGGGGAUGAAGGCCAAAGACCGUGUGUCGGCCUACAUGUGCACCAACGCCACCGGGACGGCGAAGGUUCCCAUGGCGAUCAUCGGGAGGGCGAAGAACCCGCGCUGCUUUCGGUCCUCGCCGAGUCCGCUCACCUACUUCUCUCAGGCGAAUGCAUGGUCGGACAGCGCAACCUUCAAGAAGUGGUGGCUGGAGGUUUUCAUCCCAUUCAUCCGGAAGUGGACUCACGAGCCGGUGCUGCUUCUCAUGGACGGGUGCGCGUCGCACGGCGAUCUGGUUGAUCCUCGAGGCCAGAUCGAGGUGAGCACGUACCCGCCCAACUGCACCUACAAGUACCAGCCAAUGGACAUGGGUGUCAUCGAGACCACCAAGCGCUACUACCGGAAGGGUCUACUGGACAUCCGCGUGUCAACCAUGUCUUCGGUCGACGCUCUUCGUCAGCAAGCUAAGGACCGCAAGAUGGCUGCCGGUACGAUGGGGUUGGCGGAAGGGCACCCGGCCCACCUCUUGGACGCGGCCGAGCUUCUGGAAGGGGCGUGGGACAAGGUCACGCCCACCACCAUCGCGAGGUGCUGGGUGAAAGCUGAGACUCUUCCAGCAGAACACCAGGCGCAGCUUGCGAACGACGCGGGGAAGGGGGUGGUGAACGGGGCCAAGGACGCUGGGGUGGCAGAGCUCACGGAAACGCUCAACGCGCUCAGCAUCGGCGUCCGCGACGCGGCGUCCGGGCCGGGCGUGCAGGACUCAGAGUUGGUAGAGGUUCUGGCGAAUCUUAACAUCGCCCCGGGCGCGCCUGCUCACCCCACGGCCAUCAAGGCCGUGGAGGCAUGGGCCGGGUUGGAGGAGCAACCCGAGUUUGCUGAAACUCUGUCUGAAGACGCAAAGGAGAUUUUCAUGGAAAAGGUUAACAACACUUUCAAGGAGGACGAAAACAUUUCUGACGACGACGACGAGCUAGACAGCGCCAAAGAUUCUGAGAGUGCGGGGGGUGGUGGGAAGAAGGCGCCGCCGUCGUUCGCGGAGCUGGCAGAUUUUUUUGGUCCUCUAGAACAAUACGCAGUGUCGUGUGGCAUUGGUGACGCCGGGCACUUUCUCCGCAAGGCGAAAAUGGCAUUCUUGGCAGCUACAUUCGCUAGACCGGCACGGCAGUUGGACAUUAGAGUGUUUGCCGACUCGUAGUGCAAUCAGUCGGCUGACGCCUA